UCAUUUUUUUGAAGUGGUCAAUUUUCAGGAUGCAGUUCGAAUUUAACCUCAACAACAUAUUCAGGGAACCGAUAACGGUCAUCAUGGAGAACAUGUUGCCGUCUAACUUCAAUGGUGGCGAAAACGAAACGCUGAACGUCACCCACGUUAUCAAUCAGAUCGUGCAUCUAAUGGAUUUGGCGUCUGCCAAGGCGCAGGGUUUGGUAACAGCCCGACCGUCGACUUCGAAAGUGAAGAGCACAAACAAAUUUAUCUACUUCAUGGUGGAUAAAAGCGCGAACGGUGACAAAGGCGCCCUGAUAGGGAUGCUGAAAACUGGCGACGCUCCGCUUUGUUUAUGUAACAAGAGGGGCGAGUGCGUGCAAGUGAAAGCCAGAUGCGUGUUGGAUUUCUUCGUGAUCGAAUCUUACCAAAGGGCCGGUUUCGGCAGGUCGUUGUUCCAGUACAUGCUGGCCUAUGAAGAACUCGACCCUGAGGGAAUCGCCUUCGAGAAACCUACCAGUCAACUGCUGGAAUUCUUAGGAAAGCACUACGACUUGAAGAAACGAAUCAAACAGGACAACAAAUUCGUGAUAUUCGACGGGUUCUUCGACAGGAACGUCAUGAUGCAAUGUAACAAACAAUUCACCAAACAAUUACCAAGAACUGCGUCCAGAUCCUACGUGGACCCCUGCGUUGCAAAAGUAAACGGUACGUUUCUAUACGGGGAAAUACCUGAACCGGAAUCCAAAUUCAAACGUGCAAUUCAACGAGUAAAACCCAAACCGUUCGACGCGGACGCCUUAAACGAUCAAAUGUUGAGACGCAGAGUCAUCCGCACCGCCGCACAGAAACGUUGCGUCCAGUCUGCACGACCGUCGAGCGAGGGGACGAGAAAGCAACAGGAGAUCCUUAAGAAAAGCACUCCGAGAACUACCAGAAGCGCCGGAAUAUCCAGACGUCCGGGUAGUGCAAGGCCGAUUCAGAAUCAGGAUCCGGAGACGGCGAAGGAGCCGUUUUUGGCGAAACGGGUGUUGCACAGGGAGGACGAUCCGGUGUGCGCCAGCGAUGUUUUUAUGCCGCGACGUGUCCUGCAUAAGGACGAUGAUCCUAUUAAGCCGGUACAGAAUGAUUGGUAUAAAACGUUUGAUAGGUACAAAGGUCAGUAGGAUUCCUUUGGGUUUGUACGACGGGGUGUACAUGAAACUGACGAAUUGGCACUAUUUGGAUGAUUUGUUUAACGGGUGUGAAAUAUUUCUUUUUUGCUUUGUUUCUAUAUAUACGUAUUUAAAUAAAUUCUAGUGAUGAAAAUA
Molecule: messenger RNA, 1292 nt
Organism: Aethina tumida (small hive beetle)
Lineage: Eukaryota; Metazoa; Arthropoda; Insecta; Coleoptera; Nitidulidae
Product: alpha-tubulin N-acetyltransferase 1
Exons: 2
Coding region: 30-1148 (372 amino acids)
Biological process (GO): alpha-tubulin acetylation
Cellular component (GO): microtubule
Molecular function (GO): tubulin N-acetyltransferase activity
Source: RefSeq, a predicted model, not a curated record